AUGCUCUGCAACAAGAGAAAUGCUGGCGCAGGAACAGAGACCCAGCACCACCAGAAACCGAUCAUCCAAUCAGAGCCGCGGGCAGGGCGCGGGGCAGCCAACCGCGCGGCGGGAGGAGGGGCUGAGGAGGGGGCUCGCGGGGCAGGGGAGGGGGCUAGGGGCCUCGAAGGGCUCCGGAGCUGCGACUGGCGAGUCAUGGCGCUGGGACUACAGCGCGCAAGGUCGAGCACGGAGCUACGCAAGGAGAAGUCCCGGGAUGCGGCCCGCAGCCGGCGCAGCCAGGAGACCGAGGUGCUGUACCAGUUGGCGCACACCCUGCCCUUCGCGCGCGGGGUCAGCGCCCACCUGGACAAGGCCUCCAUCAUGCGCCUCACCAUCAGCUAUCUGCGCAUGCACCGCCUCUGCACCGCAGGGGAGUGGAACCAGGUGGGAGCAGGGGGCGAACCACUGGAUGCCUGCUACCUGAAGGCCCUGGAGGGCUUUGUUAUGGUGCUCACCGCCGAGGGAGACAUGGCUUACCUGUCAGAGAAUGUCAGCAAACACCUGGGCCUCAGCCAGCUGGAGCUGAUCGGACACAAUAUCUUUGAUUUUAUCCAUCCCUGUGACCAAGAGGAGCUUCAAGAUGCCCUGACCCCCCGGCAGAGCCUGUCCAAAAAGAAGCCGGAGGCCCCCACCGAGCGGUGCUUCUCCUUGCGCAUGAAGAGCACCCUCAGCAGCCGCGGGCGCACCCUCAAUCUCAAGGCGGCCACCUGGAAGGUACUACACUGUUCUGGACACAUGAGGGUCUACAAACCCCCAGCACAGACUUCCCCGGCCGGGAGUCCCAACUUGGAGCCCCCCCUGCAAUGCCUGGUGCUAAUCUGUGAAGCCAUCCCCCACCCUGGCAGCCUGGAGCCCCCAUUGGGCCGAGGGGCCUUCCUCAGCCGCCACAGCCUGGACAUGAAGUUCACCUACUGCGACGAGAGGAUCGCGGAGGUUGCCGGCUACAGCCCCGACGACCUGAUUGGCUGUUCUGCCUACGAGUACAUCCACGCGCUCGACUCGGAUGCAGUCGGCCAGAGCAUCCAUACAUUGCUGAGCAAGGGCCAGGCAGUAACGGGGCAGUACCGCUUCCUGGCCCGGAGUGGUGGCUACCUGUGGACCCAGACCCAGGCCACAGUGGUGUCAGGGGGCCGGGGUCCCCAAUCUGAGAGUAUCGUCUGCGUCCACUUCCUGAUCAGCCGGGUGGAAGAGACCGAAGUGGUGCUGUCCCUGGAGCAAACUGAGCAACACUCUCGCAGACACAUUCAGCAGGGCAGCCCCUCUCAGAAGGAUGCCCCUAAUCCUGGAGACAGACUUGACACCUCUGGUCCCCGGAUCCUGGCUUUCCUGCACCCCCCUGCCCUGAGUGAGGCUGCCCUGGCAGCUGACCCCCGUCGGUUCUGUAGCCCUGACCUCCGUCGCCUCUUGGCACCAAUCCUGGAUGGGACUUCAGUAGCCGCUACCCCCAGUGCACCCCCAGGCACAUGGCGCCCCCAAAGUCCUCUUCCGGCUGAUCUCCCAGAUGAACUACUUGUGGAUGUGGAGAAUGCACACAAAGUCUUGGCCUCUGGGAAAGACCUGCAGGCAGUGGAAACAGAUCUAGAUAUCGCUCAGGACGUCGAUGCUCUGGAUUUGGAGAUGCUGGCCCCCUACAUCUCCAUGGAUGAUGAUUUUCAGCUCAACUCCAGCGAGCAGCUACCCAGGGCCUACCACAGACCUGCAGGGGCUGUCCCCCGGCCCCGUGCUCGGAGCUUCCACGGCAUGUCGCCCCCAACCCCUGAGACCUCCCUGCUCCCCCGCUGGGGGAGUGACCCCCGGCUGAGUUGCUCCAGCCCUUCCAGAGGGGACCCCUCAGCAUCCUCCCCCAUGGUUGGGGCUCGGAAGAGGGCCCUGGUCCCGAGCUCAGAAGACGAGGCAGAGAAGGUGGAGCUCCUGGGCAUAAGACCCCCCAAACGAUCCCCCAGCCCAGAACCCGAAAACUUCCUGUUGCCUCCCCUCAGCCUGAGCUUCCUUCUGACAGGAGGACCAGCCCCAGGGAGCCGGCAGGAUCCCAGCACACACCUCCUGGAGCUGAAUGAGCGCCUGGGCCCGGGCCCCUCCCUGCUCUCUCUCUACCCGGACGAGGACACGGCCCAGCCCAGGAGCCACUUUCAGCUAGCAGCAGGCUUGGCCCAGGCCAUCUGA
This is a messenger RNA of Rangifer tarandus platyrhynchus (Svalbard reindeer), 2205 nucleotides long. NCBI's taxonomy places the organism in Eukaryota, Metazoa, Chordata, Mammalia, Artiodactyla, Cervidae. The record is from the annotation of a GenBank genome assembly.